AAUUUGUACAUUUAUUGCGAAAUUAAAAGUCCCGGAAGCGUGUAGUUGGCGGCUCGGCUCGGCUCCUACUGCUCUUUCCGGUCCUGAAGCUAAGCUAGCGGAGAGGAUGCCGUCGAUGGAAUACGACGACUCCAAGCCCAGCUGGGCAGACCAAGUCGAGGAGGAGGGCGAUGAAGGCACACUACCAGCCGCCAAGGAAACCAUCAAAGGAAAUAUAAAAACUAUUACGGACUAUAAAAUAGAUGAGGAUGAUGGAAAGAAGUACAAGAUCGUGCGGACCUUCAAGAUCGAGACAAGAAAAGCCUCAAAAGCCGUGGCCAGGAGAAAGAACUGGAAGAAAUUUGGUAACUCUGAGUUUGAUGCGCCUGGUCCCAACGUCGCCACCACAACAGUCAGUGACGAUGUCUUCAUGACAUUCAUUUCCAGCAAAGAGGACCUGAACGCCCAAGACCAGGACGAGGAUCCUAUGAACAAACUGAAGGGACAGAAGAUCGUGUCUUGCCGUAUUUGUAAAGGAGACCAUUGGACCACCCGCUGUCCGUACAAGGACACCCUGGGCCCCAUGCAGAAGGAGCUGGCUGAGCAGCUUGGACUUUCCACUGCAGACAAGGACAAGCCCGCUGGCUCUGCAGAACCAGAACCUGCACAGCCGGCGCAGAGCAAAACCGGGAAGUAUGUACCCCCCAGUCUGCGGGAUGGGGGGACACGGAGAGGGGAGUCCAUGCAGCCGAACCGCAGAGGUGAGUCCGAUGACAACGCCACCAUCCGUGUGACCAACCUGUCGGAGGACACCCGCGAGACGGACUUGCAGGAGCUCUUCAGACCGUUCGGCUCCAUCUCCAGGAUCUAUCUUGCCAAGGACAAGAACACUGGACAAUCGAAGGGCUUUGCCUUUAUCAGUUUCCAUCGUCGGGAGGAUGCAGCCAGAGCCAUUGCAGGAGUGUCAGGAUUUGGAUAUGAUCAUCUUAUUCUCAAUGUCGAAUGGGCCAAACCUUCAAACAACUGAGGAGUCCAUCAGAAUAAUAUUCCGAGAUGAUGCCAGAUUUUAUUGUUGCAGUAAAAUAUGGCUGUAACCCAGUACGAAUAAAUACUUGUCACAA
Molecule: messenger RNA, 1100 nt
Organism: Scophthalmus maximus (turbot)
Lineage: Eukaryota; Metazoa; Chordata; Actinopteri; Pleuronectiformes; Scophthalmidae
Gene: eif3g
Product: eukaryotic translation initiation factor 3, subunit G
Exons: 10
Coding region: 107-1006 (299 amino acids)
Cellular component (GO): eukaryotic translation initiation factor 3 complex; cytoplasm
Molecular function (GO): RNA binding; translation initiation factor activity
Source: RefSeq, a predicted model, not a curated record